AUCUGUUCAAAAAUUUGAAAAUAUCAGCAAUUUUUUGGGGUUUAAACAAAGUUCGUGCUUCGUUCACAGUUAUUAGGGUUUUUGUUUGCUUUCCACUAGAUUAUAGUUAGAUUUUGCAACGAUAUUUUGGGCAAAGUUCAGGUUUUUUAGGGUUAGGGUUUAGGAAUUCCUUAGCUGAGCUUGCUCAGGGUUUAAAUAUGCAAAAAGUUUUCGAUUUUCUGUCGAUAUCUUCAGUCAACAUGCUGUUAAAGGUCGUAUUUUUUUCGAAAACGAAUUACAACUCAGGAAUUUGAAAGAUUUUUGGGGGUGAUGCUAGAAGCCCCAUCAAAGAUGUCGGGAUCUGAGACAGGAGUGGUGACGAGUAGAGAAUCGUUCACCGUCGGCAUGAAGUCUCCGGUGCCGUCACAGCCGGCAAUUCAGAACAUGCGGUUAGCAUACAGUGCCGAUGGAACAGCUGUAUACAAACCGGUCACUGGAACUUCUCCUCCGUACCAGUCGUCACCAGCCAGUGGCGGCGAAAGUCCCGGCGGCACCAUGGUACCGCAUAACUUAAACAUGAAUAUGGGCGAACCUAUGAAGAGGAAGAGAGGGAGGCCCCGGAAGUACGGGCCAGAUGGCACCAUGUCAUUGGCUCUAACGCCUGCAAUCCCUGCUGUCGCAGUCACUCAGUCCGGUGGGGCCUUCUCUCCUCCGCCGCAUGCUCCUGGAGCUACUCCUCCAGGAGGAUCAACCUCGCCGUCUUCAUUUAAGAAGGCCAGAGGUCGACCGCCUGGUUCAAGCAAGAAGCAACAGAUGGAAGCUCUAGGAUCAGCAGGGUUUGGUUUUACGCCGCAUGUUAUCAGUGUGAAGGCUGGAGAGGAUGUAUCGUCAAAAAUAAUGUCCUUCUCUCAGCAUGGUCCAAGGGCUGUUUGCAUCUUAUCUGCAAAUGGUGCCAUAUCUAAUGUGACCCUCCGCCAAGCUGCAACAUCUGGUGGAACUGCGACAUAUGAGGGUCGGUUUGAUAUUCUGUCACUUUCUGGUUCAUUUCUGCUAUCGGAGGUUGGUGGUCAGCGGAGCAGAACAGGGGGAUUAAGUGUCUCAUUAGCUGGACCAGAUGGACGUGUUUUAGGUGGUUGUGUGGCAGGUCUUCUAACUGCAGCAUCCCCUGUUCAGGUAAUUGUUGGCAGUUUCAUUGCAGAUGGUCGCAAGGAAUCAAAGCCAAUAAACCAAAUUGAUCCCUUAUCUGCUCCAUCAAAGCUCAUCCCAGGUGGUGGUGCUAGCAGCCCAUCUUCACGUGGGAGACUCAGUGAAUCCUCUGGUGGGCCCAGUAGCCCACUCAACCAGAGCACGGGAACCUGCAAUAACAGUAACCCCCAAGGCAUGUCGAGUAUGCCAUGGAAGUGAUCCUUUUGCGGCUUGAUAUUCUCACUAAUUUCUGGAGGCAUGGGCGCCUGUUGUUUAUUAGCUAAUUUCUUCAAGCCUUGAAUAUUUACCAUUUGUAAUUUAAGCCCUCUGUGUAACUUUAGCUGUGCAGAAUAAGGACCACAGGCGACUUUCCAGCUUGGCCUUAGUGUUGCUGGAAAUAGCCAACCUUGCAGUAGUGACAGGUGCCCAUCACCCCUUGUGUGUCGAACAUUAAAAAUUAGCAUUGUACUUGUAGGAUGUCUUGUAACACAGUUGUUAUCUAGUUUGCCCUUCUUGUGGCUGUUGUAGUCUGUAACGUCUGUUGUUGCUCGUAUCUCAGUAUUGAAUUAUUCUCUACGAUUCUCCGUGAUCAUUGUAUUAUGACCUCCAAUUUGAUUUUAA
This is a messenger RNA of Cornus florida, 1785 nucleotides long. Its product is annotated as AT-hook motif nuclear-localized protein 10. The record is from RefSeq and is a predicted model, not a curated record. Gene Ontology annotation, molecular function: minor groove of adenine-thymine-rich DNA binding. The transcript is spliced from 6 exons. The coding region runs from base 310 to 1383 and encodes 357 amino acids. Lineage: Eukaryota; Viridiplantae; Streptophyta; Magnoliopsida; Cornales; Cornaceae.